Molecule: messenger RNA, 1155 nt
Organism: Cryptococcus wingfieldii CBS 7118
Lineage: Eukaryota; Fungi; Basidiomycota; Tremellomycetes; Tremellales; Cryptococcaceae
Exons: 3
Coding region: 1-1155 (384 amino acids)
Source: RefSeq, a predicted model, not a curated record
AUGGGCCCCAGCUUGGGCUCCAUAGGACGUGCGAUUGACGUGAAUUCCGGGCUCGCAGAGACUUUCUCGUGUAGAGCAGAAGCACGAGAUUACUGCGAUACCCGGCCCGUCCGCUUUCCAGCAGUUCUCCCCGUCCAGGAAGUUAUCCCGAAGAUCGACCAUUCUGAAAACCACCUCAUCGCCACUCAUGCCUACGACAAAAUUCCGCUCAACUACACUCUAACCUCCCUCCAUCCUCUCCCUCCCGAAAUCCGCGAGAUCAUCUUCGAUUUCGCCGGCUAUAUCUCCCACAAACCCACACUUCUCAACGUCCUCCUCACCUCCAAAAAGAACUACCUGAAGUAUUUCGACAACCUCUACAGCCGAGUCCGUCUGACGGCUACCAACGCUGCGCCAUUCUUCAGCCAUGUGCUAGGCCUCACCCAGGCAGACAUCGCCGCAGAUCUGGAUCCCCACGCCGACAAGCUCUACGAGUACCUCAUCGGCGUCGGGAACACGAUCCUCUCCUGGGGUCCGAGAACGUGGUUCCCGUCCCCCAUCUUGCGGCGGAUCUACGCUGCUUCCUGCGUCGACGUCCUCAUCCUAUCUGAUCCCAAGUCGGUCUUUAUCACCCGCGACGCUAUCCUCAGCUUUCAAAGCUGGGUCACAUACCGCCCAAAAGAUAUCUGGGACCCAACAAGAUACAAACGAGAAGGGGACCAGUUGAUCGAGCUGCAAAGCUGUCAAUGGUCGCUGUUCUACGGCCUCGAGUGGCUCGUGCUUGGAGAAGAAGUCUUGCGGGAGAUGAGAGAUACCACAAUUGACUGGCAAGGUAUCUUCAGCGAAAUGUCUUCCGGCGCUGGUAAAUUCAACCGACACAUCAACGUAUGCUGCCACUUUCCCAAUAUCGACCAUCUCGACGUCCCCACGGCUGCUCUAGCGCCUUUUCUCCAAAAAGACAUUGAAGAUGAGGGCCUGGACGAGGGGCAGAUUGUGUGUCUUCACAAUGUGAACCCUGCCCAUUUACGAUUGCCGGUACAGGCGGAGGAGAUGCGGAUCUACCUCCCGCCUUCUGACCCGUCGAAGCCUGAGGCGGAAGCUGGAUUCGAGUCGAUCGCGUCGAUGUUGAAGACAUACCACGGUAUGGCCGAGCUGCCCGUCGACGCCCGAGAGUAA